Messenger RNA from Laccaria bicolor S238N-H82, 423 nucleotides. RefSeq lists its product as uncharacterized. The record is from RefSeq and is a predicted model, not a curated record. Bases 1 to 423 code for a protein of 140 amino acids. The transcript has a single exon. NCBI's taxonomy places the organism in Eukaryota, Fungi, Basidiomycota, Agaricomycetes, Agaricales, Hydnangiaceae.
AUGGGGUUUUGGUUGCCUGACCAUAGUGUAGGCUUCUAUUCCCCUGUUCCUGAAGUGUUAGACAAAGAACAGAUCUUUUACUUCGAGGCCCUCUCUGUGUUAUCAGCCCUCCACCACAUAAUUAACACAUGCCACCCCCAACAGUCAUCACGCAUAUUGAUCUACACUGACAACGAUAACACCGUCGUGAUUUUCAACACCAUGAGGUGUUUACCGCACUACAACGACAUCCUCAUUAGUGCCGCCGACGUCCUCAUCAGACAAGUCCUCCACCUGCGAGUUCUCCAUAUCACUGGUGAACUCAACCAUGUUGCCGACGCCAUCUCUCGUAAGAAAUUUGCAUUAGCGCAACAAUACUCACCUGGGAUCACCAUAUCCCCCUUUUCACCCCCUCAAUUGCCGCUGGGGGCAACCAAAAAAUGA